AUGACUGAAAUCCCACUUUUUGUGACAUCUGAGAAUACUUCAUCUGAGCGACGAAUUAAUCCAUCAUGGACAAUAAAAAAUCUCAGAGUUCGGCUUGAAACAAUCACCGGAAUUCCGCCAGCCAAUCAACAAAUCCAACUUUAUGGUGCAUCAAAAAUAUCGAAGCCCAUCAUCAUUUCUGCAGCAGAUGAAGACACCACCACCUUGGAAGGCUUUUCUUUAGAGAAAUAUGGACGCAUCAACGUUGACGAUACCCGACCGCUUUCAAAUCGACCGAACUUUACUGAUACGACAAAUGUCGAGUUUUAUACAAUGCCUAAUUCAGUUUAUGAGAAAAGAACGGAUUCAGUUUUAGCAUGGAAAAAACAAAAUCACCUGGGCCGCUUUGCUGAAGAAAAUUCUGGUGAUGAAGCUAAUGGGUUAACAAAGCAACAAGAACAAGAAAAACUAGAGCUGCUUUCUAUUGCGACUAGAGGAAUAAAGGUUGGAGCUCGUUGUAUUGUAAUCAAUCCUGUUGAACCGAAUGGGCCAGAAAGACGUGGAACUGUUCGAUAUAUAGGAAAGAUCCCUGAAAUCAAAUCAACCCAAAUAAACUACUGGGUUGGCGUAGAAUAUGAUGAACCUUUAGGAAAAAACGAUGGCUCCUUAGAAGGGACACGAUAUUUUGAUGCAAAGAAGGGAUGCGGUUCAUUUGUGAAGCCUGAAAUAGUUCAAAUUGGCGAUUAUCCAGAAGAGAAUUUGUUUAGUGAUGAUGAAAUUUGA
This is a messenger RNA of Magnusiomyces paraingens, 762 nucleotides long. RefSeq lists its product as uncharacterized. Bases 1 to 762 code for a protein of 253 amino acids. Gene Ontology annotation, cellular component: microtubule plus-end; nucleus; cytoplasm. Gene Ontology annotation, biological process: post-chaperonin tubulin folding pathway; cytoplasmic microtubule organization; tubulin complex assembly. Gene Ontology annotation, molecular function: microtubule plus-end binding; alpha-tubulin binding. Lineage: Eukaryota; Fungi; Ascomycota; Dipodascomycetes; Dipodascales; Dipodascaceae. The record is from RefSeq and is a predicted model, not a curated record. The transcript has a single exon.